UAUUGCAGAGGGUGGGAUUUACUUUUGGCAUUGCUACUCGUCUCCAGUCACUGCACGGCCACAGUUAACACAAAGUUUGACACCGGAUUAGCUGUCCAGGUCUGAUCGGUAAAAUCAGAGAAACAGUUUGGUUCCUGUUACUAAGGCUGUUGCAUGUGUUUUAUUUUAGAUUUCAGGCAACCACCUAAUAACAUAAUAUAAGCUUAUACAAGUUCGAAGCAACGAUAUUAGUUACCGAGUUUCGGAGACCAUGCACAGUCCGAGAGUUAAGAAGAAAGAUCUAAUAUCCAUUGAUUCAGCACAACUGAUCAAAAACAAAAACCAUGGCUACAGAAAAUCUAGUAGUACUAAUCCUGCACAGAUUUCGAAACCAAGGUCCAAAGUUAACACUAGUUUUAACGCUAGGUUACACGUGACCACUCAAGUAUAUCGAUCUACUCCUGGUUCAAGACUAGUGCCGCAACUGAUUGUAGGGCAGUCAAUGAAACGUCGUGAUCUAGUACAGAAGACGAGAAACGUCAGUAUGAACGGAGAAAAAAAUGGAACGGCUAGCCCGCCUGCUGUUACGAAUGGACACGGUAACCUGUCACCAGAGGCAGCCAACGGGGAGAGAAGCUGUCCUAUGAUGAGUAUGAAAAGUAGGACACCUUCCCCGCAGCAGAAGUUCAUAAGAAUACAGAACUUUUCAACUGGAAAGCAGUAUGUUGAUACGUUACACCAGAAAAGGGAGACAACAGCAUCAUGUUCAGAAACCCGUUGCCUUGGAUCCAUGAUGUUUCCAGAAAAAGCUUCAACGGAAACAAGACCAAAGGAAGAAGUUUUAAAUCACGCAGUAGAUUUCAUAAACGAGUACUACGACCACAUCAAAAAACGGUUGACGCCGUUAUAUGAAAGCAGAAUUAAGGAAGUAAAACAGAGUAUUGAGUCAACAGGGACAUAUACUCUCACAGAAAAGGAACUUAUUUUUGGGGCAAAGUUGGCUUGGCGAAAUUCAGCCAGAUGUAUUGGUAGGAUCCAAUGGACUAGGCUACAAGUAUUUGAUGCUCGAAAUGUUAGCACUGCGUCAGAAAUGUUUCAGGCCAUCUACUCGCAUAUUGUAUACGCAACGAAUAAAGGCAAUUUAAGAGCUACAAUGACGGUUUUCCCGCCAAGGAAAGAUGGAAAGGAUUUCCGUGUCUGGAAUCCCCAAUUUAUAGGGUAUGCAGGAUACACCCAGCCCGACGGUUCGAUUAUAGGUGAUCCUGCAAAUGUGGAAUUUACGGAGGUUUGUAUGACUCUUGGUUGGAAAGGUAACGGAGGGUAUUUCGACGUGUUGCCUCUAGUUUUAUCCGCAAACGGAGGUGAGCCUGAACUAUUUGAACUUCCAUCAAGUAUAGUACUUCAAGUCGAGAUUUCACACCCUUCAUAUGAUUGGUUUGCUGCCCUUGGAAUUAAAUGGUACGCGUUGCCCGCCGUGUCAUGUCUAAUGUUGGAUAUAGGAGGAAUCCAGUUCCCCGGGGCACCCUUCAACGGAUGGUAUAUGGGGACUGAGAUUGGUGGCAGAGACCUAUGUGACCCACAACGGUAUAAUAUGUCGGAGAAAAUAGCUCAAGAAAUGGGCUUAGAUACUAACAGCUAUUCGUCGUUGUGGAAGGAUCGUGCUGUUGUUGAGGCUAACUUUGCUGUUCUGUAUAGCUUCCAGAAAGCUGGAGUGACCAUCGCUGACCAUCAUUCAAUGUCUGAUUCAUUUUUGAAACACAUGGACAAUGAACAGCGUCUGCGUGGAGGAUGUCCUGCAGAUUGGGUGUGGAUUGUACCGCCUAUAUCCGGAGGUGUUACCUCUGUCUUCCAUCAGGAGAUGCUUAACUAUAAACUGAGGCCCUCGUUUGAGUACCAGGCCGACGCUUGGAAAGUUCAUUCCUGGAAGAAAAACGACGGAAGCCCAAAACCAAAAAUUAAGGGUAUUACAUUCAAGAAAAUUGCCAAAGCUGUCAAAUUAUCUACUGCAAUGAUGAACAGUGCAAUGGCUAAACGCAUCAAAGUAACUAUUCUGUAUGCGACCGAAACGGGAAAAUCUGAAUAUUUUGCUGACAGACUUUGCGAAGUUUUCAGAUAUGCUUUUAAUCCCAAGAUUAUGUGCAUGGAUGAAUAUGACUUCACUGAUCUUGAAAAUGAGGCUCUUCUUCUUCUUGUAACCAGUACAUUUGGCAACGGUAACCCGCCAUCAAAUGGUGAGAGUUUUUACAACAUUUUAGAGGAACUGAUGCUUGAUGAAUACAGAUCAUUGAUGAAUAUUAGCAUGCCAAAAUUUGCAGUUUUCGGCUUAGGUUCAAAAGCCUACGUCAAUUUCUGUGCGUUUGCCAAGGACAUUGAUCGUAUGCUAAUUAACCUCGGUGGAGAACGCAUUUUUAAAGUAGGAGAAGGUGAUGAACUCAGCGGUCAGGAUGUAUCGUUUAAUACCUGGGCACGUGAUGUAUUCAAGAAAUCGUUGGAAGAAUUCUGUCUUGAAGAUGACGAAAACUACAAAGAUGCUGUAAAGAUGUUGACAACUGAAGGACAACAAUGGAACAGUGAUGACUGGCAAUCCAUAGGAACUAAUGACAUAGAACCAGAAAUUACUAAUGGACUUAGUGCCAUCCAUAGAAAGAGUAUCAACAUGUGCAAGAUUAUAUCUGUAGAAAACCUGCAAUCUGAAAAAUCAGGCCGCUCUACUAUUCUGGUCAAGAUGUCAACGAAAGGUUCAAACGAAAUGGACUAUGAACCUGGGGAUCACGUGACUAUCUUUCCAGCCAAUGAAGAAAGCCUUGUGAAUCGUAUAAUCGCACGUACAGAUUUGCAAGGCAUUAGUGCAGACGCUGUGAUUCGAUUAGAGAAACAGGAAACGAAGACUACAUUGUUCGGCAAGGUACAAAGCUGGAAAGUAUGUGACCGAUUGCCAGAAUGUUCUCUGAGGAUGGCGUUGUCGCGAUACUUAGACAUAACUUCAACUCCUACCCCUGAUUUUAUUGCUCUUCUGGCAACUUUCACAGACAAUAAAGAAGAUAAGAAAAAUCUUAGCACUCUAGCUGAUGGAACAUCACUGUACGAGGACUGGAAGUUUGAGCAUCAUCCAAACAUGGCAGAAAUCCUGGAAGAAUAUUCGUCAGUGCGUAUUCCAGCAACUUUGUUGAUGGCAGAGUUACCUGUGUUAAAGCCUAGGUACUAUUCAAUCAGCUCAAGUCUCAGAAUGUUCCCAGGUGAAAUCCACCUAACUGUCGCUGUCGUCACCUACAAAACGCGAGAGGGGAAGGGAGCUGUGCAUAAUGGUGUAUGCUCAACAUGGCUUAACUGCCUAAAACCAGGGGAUGAAGUGCCGGCCUUUAUUAAAACUGCCAUUAGCUUCCACAUCCCGGCAAAUCCAUCAACCCCAGUCGUCAUGAUUGGACCUGGCACCGGUAUUGCUCCUUUCCGUGGGUUUUGGCAGGAGAGAACACAUUACCUAAAGGACAAAAAUAACAGUGACAAACUCUCAGCCAAUUGGAACCUGUAUUUUGGAUGCCGGCAGUCUUGUAUGGAUCACAUAUAUAAAGAGGAAACGCAGAAAGCUAAAAAUGGACUAGCUCUUGCCGAAGUAUACGUUGCCUACUCAAGAGAGCCAGACCAACCAAAGACUUAUGUUCAAGAUAUGCUAAAGAAGAACAGCACUAAACUAUACAAUCAUAUUAUGAAAGAUGAUGGCCAUUUGUUUGUGUGUGGUGAUGUGUCUAUGGCCACUGGUGUAAACAAAGCAUUCUUACACAUCUAG
Molecule: messenger RNA, 3763 nt
Organism: Anneissia japonica
Lineage: Eukaryota; Metazoa; Echinodermata; Crinoidea; Comatulida; Comatulidae
Product: nitric oxide synthase, brain-like
Exons: 22
Coding region: 251-3763 (1170 amino acids)
Biological process (GO): nitric oxide biosynthetic process
Molecular function (GO): nitric-oxide synthase activity; flavin adenine dinucleotide binding; calmodulin binding
Source: RefSeq, a predicted model, not a curated record